Messenger RNA from Cyclopterus lumpus (lumpfish), 1094 nucleotides. It is a transcript of the gene c6hxorf56, whose product is annotated as chromosome 6 CXorf56 homolog. Lineage: Eukaryota; Metazoa; Chordata; Actinopteri; Perciformes; Cyclopteridae. Bases 153 to 830 code for a protein of 225 amino acids. The transcript has a single exon. The record is from RefSeq and is a predicted model, not a curated record.
ACAGUGACGGACACAGGAAGUAUUGCGUCCUUUCAGAUCAGGGAAACAUUUCAACCAGUGUUUUCGUCGCCAUGGCCUUUCAACAAUAAGACUGAAUUAGGCGGCGACUUCCUAUUAUUAUAUUAUAUUAUAACAAGUUUAAGUGACUAAAGAUGCCGAAGGUCGUGUCUAGAAGUGUUGUUUGCUCGGACACCAGAGACCGAGAGGAGUACGACGAUGGGGAAAAGCCUCUCCACGUCUACUAUUGCCUGUGCGGCCAGAUGGUUUUGGUGUUGGACUGCCAGCUGGAGAAGCUGCCCAUGAGGCCCCGGGACCAAGCCAGGGUGAUCGACGCGGCCAAACAUGCCCACAAGUUCUGCAACGUGGAGCAGGACGAAAGCGCGUACCUCAAGCGGGCCGAGGGCAUCGAGAGGCAGCACCGCAAGAAGUGCAGCAAGUGCGGCCUGCUGCUCUUCUACCAGCACCAAGCGAAGAACCACCCGGCCACCUUCAUCGUGGACGGAGCCGUGGUCAAGUUCGGCCUGGGCUUCGGCAACACCAGCGUCUACAGUCAGAAGCAGCCGGAGGCUCCCAAGAAAGUCCGGGUGAUGAUGACCAAGCGGACCAAGGACAUGGGCAAGUUCAGCUCCGUCACGGUGUCCACCAUCGACGAGGAGGAGGAGGAGAUCGAGGCCAGGGAGGUGGCGGACUCCUACGCCCAGAACGCCAAGGUGAUUGAGAAGCAGCUGGAGAGGAAGGGCAUGAGCAAGAGGAGGCUGCAGGAGCUCGCUGAGCUGGAGGCCAAGAAGGCGAAGAUUAAGGGCACCCUUAUUGAUAAUCAGUUCAAGUAGAGGAGGCUCAAUGGGGGACACAGUUAUCCCCUGGAAACCACCAUCCACAGUGGAUAUUAACUGUCAAGUACUGGGCAGUAGUUUGUCAGCCAGUGCUGGAGAGCGCUCCAGUACAUGGAGAGGACAAUAUUUUUGACAUAUCCAUGCAGGACUGAUGUGUGUAGGUGCUGCAUAUUAAGAUGGUGAUAUUGUAGACCUUUUUAAUUUCGUAUUUUUUUUUUAUUUUAAUUUUGUACAAACAUUAAAAGACCAGAUUACCCUGUU